AUGGAGGAAGAAUUCCAGUUCCUGCUCUGCCAGGGAUGCCGGAAAGAACCCAGAAAUCCUAAGCUCCUGUCCUGCCUUCACACCUUGUGCGCCAACUGCCUGGAAGAGAACAAGCCUGUUGGCCAGUGCCCCAUCUGCCGCGCUCCCAUCCCACAAGCCAGUGGGAUCCCAGACCAGGACAACCUGCUCUUCGCCAAUCUGCAGGCCAAGCUGAGCACCUACCAGAAGAUCGUCAAAGGCAAUGACCUGGUCUGUGACAACCGUGGGCAAGAGGGACAGUUCUGGUGCUCUGACUGCGAGGAGUUCCUUUGUGUCAAGUGCUUUGAGACCCACCAGAGGUAUCUAAAGCGAGAGAGCCAUGAGGCCAAGGCGGUGAGGGAUCUCAAGGUGGGAUCUGCCAGGGAGUUUCUUGUUGGUUCCAGGAAGCUCAGUAACUUGUCCUGUCCCAAUCCAACCCAUGCAAACCAGAUGCUGAGCAUCUACUGCAGAGAGUGCCAAAAACUGAUCUGCUGCAUCUGUGCCCUGCUGGACAGCCGGCACACAGGCAAGCACUGUGAUAUCAAGGUGGAAAUCCAGCAGAGGCAGCAGGAGCUGGGGAGCGUGAGCGAAGAGCUGAAGAAGAAGGAGGAACUCUUCCAAGAUGCCUAUUGUAAUCUGAAGAGAAAAGCUGACCACCUGGACCAGGUGAGGAAUGAAACCCAGGAGCUGAUCCGAAAGAGAGUUGAGCAGAUGGUGCAGCUGAUCCGAGAGAAGGAGCAGGAGCUGCUGGAGAUGGUGGAGAGGCAGCACCACCUGGGGAACGAGGAGCUGGAGGGGAAGCUGCAGCAGACAGAAGCCGUGCUCAAGAGGAUGGGGGCCAGCAAACAGCUGGUGGAGAAGAUGCAUCUCUAUGCGUCGGACCAGGAGGUGAUGGACCUGCACUCCUUCAUCAAGGGGUCACUGGAGGAGCUCAGGAAGCUGCAGCCCCUGGCCGUGGGAGCCAGUGUCCAGGCUGGAGGCUUCGCCAAGUGUAAAGCCAGACUCCAGGCUCUGUUUGAAAGAGUGACUGGGGAGAGAGUUUCGUCUCUUGCAGAUGAUCCCUGUUUGGACAGCUCUGAAGUGGAUGACAGUGAUGAAGAGUCAACAGACUCUAGUCGGCCAGACGACAUCAACAGCGUCAAUUGUGAGAGCAGCGAGGGAGACCUCCUGGCCUUUCCUGCCGGCAGCCCGAAGGAACUCACCCAGGCACAAGCAUCACUGCUCUUCUUCGACCUCAAGUUCUUGACAGUGAAUAAGGUCCUUCAGCUGGCUGUGGUGGACGAAGAAAAGAGCUUUACCAUCUUGAUUCAGCCGCUGAAAUCUUUGCCUGGCUUGAUCUCAAAAGGCGGCAUCUGUGAGAUUGGUGUGAAGACCUUAUUCCGCUACCUCUGCUCUGUCCACAAACCCAUCUUAGCAGGGCAUGACCUCUGGUCACCAGCCCUUCCUGUCCUGUUUCAAUCCCUGGAUCUCCUUAGCAAGAAAGAGGAGUUUAGUGCAGCUGUCUUUGGUUUCCUAGACAUCUUGCCCUUGAUUAAAGAGAAGAUCCCCAAGGCUGGGAGUUACAAACUGAAGAACCUGGCCAACACUUACAUUUGGCGGCAGCUCAGUGAUGAUAGCCCCCUGGGUAAUGCAAAGGCCCUAAGGGAUCUGUGCACAGUUCUGGAGGUUGAUCCAGUGGAGGACCCGAGGCCUGUGCUCACCUGCUCUAAUCUGGAAUGUUAUGCUUCCCUUCAGCCAUUGCUGAAUGAGAAACUUCUCACUAAGCCUUCGGUGCAGAUGCUGUCCAUGCACAACAUGAGCCUUUCCAAGCUCCACACCUUAUACGUGAGGGACCCUGAGAAAGGGCUGCAGAAGUUCUGCAGAUUCUUCAAUUCUUGGCUGCAGAGCUCUGAGAAGAAAAUCCGAAAGCUAAGUAAGAUCAAAGCCCAUUUCCAAAGCCCACAGCCAUCAGCAGCAGCAGCAAAUGAACUGCCACAAGCAAUAAAGAGUGAGCCAGACUAUUGAAGUACAUCCACAGCUCAGACAAAUAUAUCUGUGUAUGGCACCUCAGGUAUGAGGCUGAGCAGCAACAUUCAGCUCUCAGGUCCAGACUCCACCAGAAUUCAAGAAGUUUAGAUUCACCAUUUUCAGUUUGGCACAUUAUCUAGAGCAGGGCCUGUUAAAAGCUCACAAUAGAUCUGAACUACGAAUUUCAGAGAUGCUUGGAUCAGGUGUU
This is a messenger RNA of Terrapene triunguis (Three-toed box turtle), 2233 nucleotides long. Its product is annotated as protein PML-like. Gene Ontology annotation, biological process: PML body organization; positive regulation of DNA-templated transcription; intrinsic apoptotic signaling pathway in response to DNA damage. The record is from RefSeq and is a predicted model, not a curated record. The coding region runs from base 1 to 2022 and encodes 673 amino acids. NCBI's taxonomy places the organism in Eukaryota, Metazoa, Chordata, Testudines, Emydidae. Gene Ontology annotation, molecular function: ubiquitin-protein transferase activity; zinc ion binding. The transcript has 6 exons. Gene Ontology annotation, cellular component: chromatin; PML body; nucleoplasm.